This is a messenger RNA of Saccostrea cuccullata (small rock oyster), 1524 nucleotides long. RefSeq names its product von Willebrand factor D and EGF domain-containing protein-like. The annotation marks the transcript as partial. Lineage: Eukaryota; Metazoa; Mollusca; Bivalvia; Ostreida; Ostreidae. The transcript is spliced from 7 exons. The record is from RefSeq and is a predicted model, not a curated record.
AGUAAGAGUUAAUGAAAACUUGUUUAACGGUGAUGCCGACGUUUACGAUAAUUUGGAGUCUUUAUCAACCAUAUCAGUGCCGCAUUGUACUUGUACGGAAGAUGGCAAAUCAGAAUGUUCCUACAGCUCUUUCACUUCCUGCAACGAUAAAAAGGGAAAAGAAUACAAAUGUAACAUUGAAAACAAGACAGGAAAAAAACUUGCCAAUGCUUCACUUCCACAUACUUCAAGAAAAAUGGGUGAGGCAAGGAACAUAGAUUAUGUACAAACAGAGGAAUAUGCAAAGAGCCUGUGUAUUCAAUCUUUUCAGGCCUCUCCAGAAUACGAAUUAUGUCAGAAUCGCGUUACAGAUCUAACUAACAUAACCAUGUCAAAUUGCAUCGAAGACAUAAAGAUGACAGGCGAUGAUAAUUUAACACAGAUCCACGUAGAAGCCGCUCUACAACAGUGUACGUCUUUCGUUUUGUUGAAUUCGACGCUACAGGAAUCAGAUCCAGAAAUAACAAACAUCGUACAAAAUCUGUGUCCUAACAAUUGUAGCAACAACGGUGUGUGUAAAGCAGGUAACUGUACGUGCCUUACCGGUUUUGGUGGUAGUGAUUGCUCGUUUGAUUUACUGGAACCUCCUACAAUAACAGACGUACCUAGUGCUGGUCUCUGUGACCUGUCUACCAAAAGUUGUAUGGAGGCAACUAUCAUUGGAAAGUACUUCUUUGAAAAUAUGGACUCACGAUGUUAUCUUGAAAUACACCAGGUAAGCAUAAAUCAAAGCACAAUCAGGACAGAAAAUAAGAGGACUGGCUUGGAAGAAAGAACUUUAUUUGAAGGAUUUUGUCCUCUACAAUACAGUACGGAUGGUGUCUGGACAACAGAAAUAAAGUUCAGUAUUUCAAAUAAUGACGUCCUCUUCACUGAAAAAUUCACAAUACAUGUAUUUCAGUCCUCCUGUCAGGAAUACCACAACGAUUCUGGAAGGGUGUAUUUUACACUUAAGGAUGACCAUUGCUACAUCGAUAGCACGUGUAUGCGACCAAUGGAAAACAAUUCCCGGAAUAUAUGUCAGUACUGCAACGCCUCAAACCAAAAAUAUGAAUGGACUGAAAAGCAGAAUUGUAAAACAAACGAAACUAGUGGCCUAGAAACUACAACUGUGACGGAACAUAUAGAGACGACUGAUAAUGUACAACACGUUACCACAUUGAUACCAAAUACAGAUAACAACCAUGGAUACUCGGCUGCCUAUUUUCUCCAUUUCUCGACCAUGAAGUAUUUUCCAAUUCUAUGGACUGGACUUUUGCCGUUGAUGCAUCGAUUUGUAAUGGAAUACUAACAGUGUGAGUAUACAAUAUGUUCGUAAACAAGAGUUCAAAGGACCUUGCAUUUCUCCUCUUAUAUACUGUACAAUCUAUCAUUUCUAUUUGAUGACUCUAAGAAUUUGUAAACUAGGAUAAAGGAUAAGAUAAAGAGAAGACAAAGGCUUGAAAUUCCAAAAGUCUGUUAGCAUUACCCAAAUUUUGGUUAAAC